GACACGCAUAAAAAACAACGAUAGGCACCAAAACCUCUUUUCUUCUCUUCAUUUGCUCUCUCCAAGUCUCAAUUCCAAAACAAUACUAACAAUGGAGGCAAUGAAGAUGAAGCUUUUCGUGACGGUUUUGGUGGCAAUGAUAGCGUUCUCUACCGUUCAACAGACGGUUGCAGUGGUUGACGCUCCCGCGCCGAGCCCUACCUCCGAUGCUUCCUCAUUUAUCCCUACUUUCUUUGCCUCCGUGGCGGUGAUGGCCUUUGGGUUUCUCUUUUAAGAAGUUUCUUCUUUGCUUUUUAUGUUUUAAAAUCAACUAAUUGAUGUUUAAGUCUGAUCUUGUUUGUGUCUCUUUGAGUAGCUGAUUUUAUAUUGGUUAUGUUUGAUGUAUCGUUGUUGAAUUUGACUCAUUCGAUUCGAAUAUCAAUAAAAUUUCUUAUUAUUA
Messenger RNA from Arabidopsis arenosa, 439 nucleotides. NCBI's taxonomy places the organism in Eukaryota, Viridiplantae, Streptophyta, Magnoliopsida, Brassicales, Brassicaceae. The record is from the annotation of a GenBank genome assembly.